AUGAACCGAUUUGCAGUGCUUGCCAUGGUGAUGGCCUUUCAGGUCAUCCACCAGGCAAAUGCGAAAGCUGUGUUUGCACAUUUCAUGGUCACAAACUCAGAGAAUUACACUGCUUCUGACUGGCAGUCCGACAUUGGAUUGGCCCAGGAUGCCCAUAUCGAUGCGUUCGCCCUCAACAUGGCAUGGGAAGACAAGACCAAUGACGCUUCCGUGGAAAUGGCCUUCACUGCUGCCAAUGCGAAGGGAUUCAAGCUAUUCUUCUCAUUUGACUAUGCUGGCAAUGGACCAUGGGACCAAGAUGUUGUCAUCAGACCUGGUAAUGCAGCUGACUGGGUCACGAUCAAAGCAAAGACAAAUUGCUUCUUUAUGCCGGACUGGUCUUCUGUCGGCGCCAAGCCAGCGGUGGGAUUGGCAAAUGGCGUUGCUGAUGGAUUGUUCAGCUGGUCUGCGUGGCCAUGGGGAAAUCAGGGUAUGGAUACCUACACCGAUGCCUCAUAUAUACAAUAUCUGGACGGGAAGCCAUAUAUGAUGGCUAUCUCUCCUUGGUUUUACACCAAUCUGCCAGGAUACAACAAGAACUGGCUUUGGAAUGGUGGUAGCCUCUGGUUCGACCGAUGGCAAGAGCUUUUCGGUCUUGACCCAAUGCCAGAAUUCGUUGAAAUCAUUUCUUGGAAUGAUUACGGUGAAUCCCAUUAUAUUGGUCCCAUUCGCGAGAACGCCUUGGCUGCCCUUGAUAUUGGUAAAGCUCCGUACAACUACGUGUCAGGUUAUCCCCAUGACGCCUGGCGCGAUAUGCUUCCUUUCUUGAUUGAUUUGUACAAAACUGGAAGUGCCUCGAUGGACAAUGAUAUAGCUACCUUCUGGUAUAGCCCUAAUCCGCUAGACUAUUGCAGUGCUGGGGGGACAACACUCAAUACCGCCUCUCAGUUGCAGAUUGAAUUCGACCCAAAGGAUAAAUUGGAAGCCCGGAUCUGGGUUAUGGCAUUAUUCAGCGACGGCAACGCUGCGGUGUAUGUCAAUGGUCAUGCUGUGGAGUGGGACUCUAUGCCGCAGACCGACGUUAAAGGGGACGGUGAUAUUGAUGCUGGUAUCUGGUUCGGUAGCGUCGCUGCACCACCUGGCAUGGUUACCGUCGAUUUGUUUGUUCGUGAUUCAUCGACGAGUUUCCUCAAAACCAUCGACAUCACCACAUCAUGUGAUGGGGGCUUCAACAACUUCAAUGCGUGGGUAGGAAGUGUUCGAGGGGGGUGGUAUGGUCCGUCCUCUACUUCAGUCGACUUGAAAGACCAGGUGUGUGUUAAAGGGAAGGGCGCCUACGACUUCAAUCCUCUUUGCACCUUUACUUGCUCCUACGGGUAUUGCCCUGUCGGCGCAUGCACCUGCGAGCAGAUGGGUGUUGCCCUUACUAAGCCUAACGCGACAGGAACGACAGGCUACCCAGCAGAAGGAAAAGAUGCCAACUACAAGGGCCUAUGCAGCUUUGCCUGCAACUACGGCUAUUGUCCAUCCGGGACGUGUGACACCAUCCCAUGCCGGUGCCAACAGUCUCGGACUUCCUGCCGCCAGCCUGCGUUGCUGGCACUGGAGACGGCGCAGUCCUCGGAUUGUGUUCGCCCUCUUGUGCAACCACCGGCCCAGAGCGAGAGUGCUGGUAUGGCAGCUCCCGGCCAGCCUAAGAAGUUUGACAACCUCUGUGACUUCACUUGCAGCAGAGGCUACUGUCCACCUGGAACCUGCAUAUCGGAGGCGGAGCAGAGGAUUACGGAGGCGGAGCAGGAGAUUACGGAGGCGAUUGCCACGAGUGGUUAUAAUAUUUCCGACUUCGCCGACUUUAACCUUACCAUCCUAGGGACGGCGCUGACUGGCGAGGACGGGUGCACCACUCUCCAGAAAAAGCAGAUCAGAUCGGGAUGGGUGGAGUCCUGGAAGAUCAUGAAUUACAUAUAUAAGGUGGCCAAGGCUGGCAUCGACUUCAACGAGGCCGCUGCUGUCGAGUACCUGGGGCCACCAUCGAUGAAUCAGGACCAGUGGAGCAACUACAAGGCUAUAUAUCUGAACCUUGCCACCAUCCAGCCCGGCUGGAAGAUUCUCGACCCGUUCGACUGGUUCGCCUGGAAGAUUGCGGUCCGGUGCGAUGACCCGGGGUUACAAUGCUCAUGCGGGAGAGACGUCAACACCAUUGCCUACACGGUGCAGAAGGACCCCAAACACCAGGUCGCAGCCAUAAAUUUUUGCCCGCAGUACUUCUCGUUGCAAACGCUAAAGGACGCAAUGUACUGGGCAGACACCACGCACACUCCCGGGGAAUACGCCGACCUGAAUAACUACUACAAUAAUCAGGCCCUGGUGUGGAUUCAUGAACUGCUACACAUCGACUGGGUGUCGAUGGCCUCAAGCAGUGGAAAUAUUCACCAUGUCUCUGACAUCAAGGUGGGAUACGAGGAAGGGAACAAGGGCGUCAUGAGGUACUACACUGCCUACGGGCCGCGGAUGUGCAAAGCACUGGCGCGCUUGGGAUGGGCCACAGGCAAAUGGACCAUUCAAAACGCCGACAGUCUGACCUUGUAUGCCUUCGCCAAAUACGUCCAGAACGCGCUUGGCAACAUCUACCCGCACCUCCCCCUGGCGCCACCGGCCCCCAAAAGCGCGACAAUUCCUUUUGAGAUCGACGACCUUUUCACACUCUAUAAUAACGGCACUGGUGAACGGGUUUUGAACACCACCCUCGACAACAAGUUGGAGUGGAGUCUAAGUCAGGGGGUCUGCGCUGCUGCCGAUGAUGAGGAUGGUGAUGAGGCUGCCAGUGCCGUGAUGACGACUAUGACCACCUGGCCUGUUGAGACAGACUACCCUUCGGACUAUCUGUCCAGUUGGUCAUCAUGGGCCGGCCUGACGCCCACAACCACAACCACAACCACAGCGGCAGCGGCCACCGCAACCGCAUUUGGACUAUGA
This is a messenger RNA of Aspergillus fischeri NRRL 181, 2955 nucleotides long. RefSeq lists its product as uncharacterized. The coding region runs from base 1 to 2955 and encodes 984 amino acids. Gene Ontology annotation, molecular function: glucan endo-1,3-alpha-glucosidase activity; metallopeptidase activity. The transcript has 4 exons. Gene Ontology annotation, biological process: mating projection tip cell wall disassembly. NCBI's taxonomy places the organism in Eukaryota, Fungi, Ascomycota, Eurotiomycetes, Eurotiales, Aspergillaceae. The record is from RefSeq and is a predicted model, not a curated record.